AAAUGGUCCCAGCGUUCUUAAUCCAUCCUUGGUAACUGAAGUCCCUGAGCCCUGGAACCACUCUCAUAAGUCUUUUCUGGAUCCUCUUGAAUGACCACAUCCUUCCUAUAGUGACACAAUCAAAAUUGAACACAAUACUUCAGGGAACACUGUAAGUAACCUGAUUAUGAUUCUACCUCCUAUCUAUGGUGCGAUUCAGACUUUAAGAGAUGGCCUCGAAACUCGAUACUUGGCUGCAUUUUUGGGCCUUGCAGCUGUGGGAAUAGGGUCGUGGUGCUUCCACAUGACACUGAAAUAUGAAAUGCAGUUGUUGGAUGAACUUCCCAUGAUCUACAGCUGCUGUAUAUUUGUCUACUGCCUGUACGAAUGCUUCAAACACAAGAACACGCGCAACUACCUUCUAGCUUUUAUUCUGGUACUAUUCAGUGGUAUAGUGACCAUAGUAUAUCUCCAGUGGAAGGAGCCAGUGUUUCACCAGGUUAUGUAUGGUUUUCUAGUUGGCUGCCUAGUCCUACGAUCAAUAUAUAUUGUCACAUGGGUCCACCCAUGGCUGAGGCCUCUUGCCUAUACAUCCCUAGGUGUAUUCAUGCUGGGCUUUAUUCUCUGGAAUGUAGACAACAUCUUAUGUGAUAAUUUGAGGGAGAUCAGGCAAAAGGUACCGUUCCAUCUCCUUGGUGCCUUGACACAAUUUCACGCAUGGUGGCACAUUCUAACAGGCCUAGGCUCUUACCUGCACAUUCUCUUCAGUAUGUACACAAGAACUUUAUAUUUGAAAUACAGGCCUAAAGUGAAGUUUUUGCUCGGUGUUUGGCCUGUUAUUUGGGUGGAGACACCUCCUAAGAAGCACUAAAGAUAUCGAAAGUCAAAACCUCUUGGGAGAAGUCAAGCUGCACCUCAGGCCUGGGAGUCGACUUGCCCGAUUCUGUGGAGUUGGUGUUUUGUGAGUGAAAGGUUUCAACAGAAUCAUGAAGAGAAGAAACAGACAGAUAUUUCCGAUCAUGCCGAGUUUUUUGUAUUUAUUUUUGUAAAGCACUGCCAGGUGUGGUGGAACUAAAUGGGAAGUUAUUAUGUAAUGUGGGUAGGCAAGGGAUACUGCAGCUUGUAUUAUGAUUGCAAGGUUUUUGUUAACACCUCAGAUAACCAACUAAAUCCAAGAGCAGCUAACGUUCUUUUGGACUUUUGCGUAUGUGGCCAAAAUAUUGAACAAAUAUUAGAAACUAAUUGCUCUUUAUAGCGUUUCUUUUUUUUUUAAGUUUGGCUCUUGUUUCACAAUGUUGCCCACCUGGUUUAAAGAAGUUGCUUCUUGUAGACGCUAUCCCCGAACUCUCAACACGAGAGGUGAGUGAGCAAAAGGUUUAAGCACAAGCAUUGAACAAGGGCUGAGUUGCAGGGGUUGGUGGGUGGCUGGUCAGGGAGAGGGUAUAUCCAGGAGUGGGUGUUGGGAGAGGUGGGGUGAACAUUGUGGGGGGUGCCAGGGUUAUUCUUGGCCGUUCUUCCUCUUUGUUUGUUGCUUGCUCCCUCUGCCUCUGCUCUUGUUACUGCCAGUGCUGCUACUCUCUACAAGUUGCUGAGAUGUUUGGUUUGGUGUGGGGGGGGGGGGGGGGGGGGGGGGG
Pristis pectinata (smalltooth sawfish) is the source of this 1613-nucleotide messenger RNA. RefSeq names its product alkaline ceramidase 3 (gene acer3). The record is from RefSeq and is a predicted model, not a curated record. The transcript is spliced from 11 exons. Gene Ontology annotation, cellular component: endoplasmic reticulum membrane. Gene Ontology annotation, biological process: phytosphingosine biosynthetic process; ceramide metabolic process. NCBI's taxonomy places the organism in Eukaryota, Metazoa, Chordata, Chondrichthyes, Rhinopristiformes, Pristidae. Bases 167 to 850 code for a protein of 227 amino acids.